AUUGCACGAUUCCGAUUGGAAAGGCAAGUGCGUUCGAGUCGCGGAAAAAUCAAGAAAAAGAGAGAAGCACUGCAAAUGCACUGAUUAUUUUUAAAGUACAACCGCGAUUAUACGAACUUGGCGAACAGGUGUUUAUAGACAAUCUUAUUGGGCAUAAAUCGGCAAAAGUUAUCUCAAAAAGCAAGGCGAAAAGCUUUGCCAGCACAAGCAAAUUCUUUUGCAUUCGCCGCUGCCCACCGCUUUCAUCGCGAGUUUCACUGUGUGUGUAAGAAAGAGCGUGUGCAAAUAAGUUUUGCCGCGUUGUCUGCUGCGAAUUGCGAAACGAAAGAAGAGACAAGGAGAAGAGAAGACCGGUGAAGAGGAGAGGAUCGAACGAUCGGGUGAAUGUCGCUGAAACACCAGAAGCAAUCCUACCAACCGCUCCCAACGGCGGCCGCCAUGGACAAUCCGGCGAUGAUCCAGAGCAGCGACAGCAGUGGGAGCAGCUCCUCUGAAGAUGGUGGCAGUCGGGAAGUUGUCAACAAUUUGCCUCCACUCGGACUCCCUGCGACCUAUUCGUCACAACAACUCAUGGAGGAGGAGCGACAUAGCCUACGACAACAUCGUGAUGAUUUACCUGGCGAACACUAUCAGAUUCCCACCUUUAACGCCGUACCCUCGCGCUUCUCGUACGUGGUCAGAUCAGAUUGGUUCACUGUUACCGUUCUCUGCUUCGUUAACCUCAUCAACUACAUGGACCGUUUUACAAUUGCCGGAGUUCUUACGGAUGUUCGAGCUGAUUUUGAUAUUGGAAAUGACAGUGCUGGUCUUCUACAGACCGUAUUCGUUAUAUCGUAUAUGGUUUUCGCUCCUAUCUUUGGAUAUCUGGGUGAUCGUUACUCCCGCCCCUGGAUAAUGGCUGUUGGUGUGGGCCUUUGGAGUACCACCACAUUACUGGGAUCAUACAUGCAGGACUUUGGAUGGUUCAUCACCUUCCGGGCAUUAGUGGGGAUUGGCGAGGCAUCAUACAGUACAAUAGCGCCGACAAUCAUCUCGGAUCUCUUCGUUCACGACAUGCGCUCCAAGAUGCUGGCACUUUUCUACUUUGCCAUACCCGUGGGAUCCGGUCUGGGAUAUAUUGUGGGAUCCAAGACUGCGCACUUGGCCAACAACUGGCGCUGGGCUUUAAGGGUUACGCCCAUUUUGGGCAUUGUCGCCGUCGCUCUGAUCAUUUUGAUCAAGGAUCCGGAAAGAGGUCACAGCGAGGGAUCGCACAAUUUGGAGGCUACAACCUACAAACAGGAUAUCAAGGCUCUGCUUAAAAAUCGUUCCUUCAUGCUUUCCACAGCAGGAUUCACGUGUGUGGCCUUUGUGGCAGGAGCUUUGGCAUGGUGGGGGCCUUCUUUCAUCUAUCUAGGCAUGAAGAUGCAGCCGGGCAACGAGGACAUUAACCAGGACGACAUCUCGUACAAGUUUGGUCUGGUGGCCAUGCUGGCGGGUCUUAUUGGAGUACCGCUGGGAUCCUUCCUUGCCCAGAGACUGAGAGGUCACUAUGAGAACUGCGACCCGUACAUCUGCGCAGUGGGACUCUUCAUCUCAGCUCCGAUGGUUUUUGCUGCUUUGGUGGUGCCACAGACAAGUGAAGUCAUGUGCUUCUUCUUUGUGUUCGUCGCUCAGGUUGCACUAAACCUGUGCUGGUCUAUUGUAGCUGAUAUCCUAUUGUAUGUGGUGGUACCCACACGUCGUUCUACAGCGGAGGCCUUCCAGAUCCUCAUCUCACAUGCGUUGGGUGAUGCCGGCAGUCCGUAUUUAGUGGGAGCGAUCUCUGAAGCCAUCAUGAAGCACCUGCAAAAGAACCCCAGCGAUUCUGGCCUCACCACCGAAAUGGAGAGCAUGUCCCAAGUAGCGGAAUCCCGAAUGAGCAAUGUCACACAGGCUAUCGCAGAAGUAGCAUCCAAUGCGAUUGAAACAGUGCGCUCAGUAGCAUCUACCUCAUCGGAAUACUCUGAUAAGGAGCAGUUCGAGGGAUUGCAGUAUGCCCUCUUCUCCACCAGCUUUGUGGAGGUGCUGGGUGGAAUAUUCUUCAUGAUAACCGCCUGCUUCAUCAUCAAAGACAAGUACAAAGCCUCGCAAGGAUUACAGGGCGACCAGGGACCGAGAGCGGUUCGAUCGUCAGCUGCCUUGACCAGCGGCCAAAAGGACGUUGAGUCCUUUAACUCGGACUGCCUGGUCCUGUGCACUGACAUCGCUCUGCGCGAACGCACGUGAUAACAUGAAUAUUAAAUCUGAUUGAGUGCUUUGCACCCAUAGAUUACUUUUUGUCCCAAUUUUCCGAUGCUACGGCUGAUCAAGAGCGUCGGGAUCAGCGCGGUCAAAUUGCCUAAUACCAGCCGAUCCUAGAGGUUAUGCUGCGCACUCAGAGGUCCGAUGGCAUGCCUGGUGAACUGUUACUGACUGAAAACCAUCUUUAAUUUAUAUUAUGCUCACUCGCACCACGCACAUCCCGCAUCGGAUCGUACUGGAAGCUUACGGGGACAUUGCUCUCAGUUCGGCUGACAAGUCCCCCGUAUUCAUGUUCCUAAUGGGAAGAAUCGAAAGGAAGAACCACCAUGCCAACGUUCAAGCACACUAAACUGUUUUGUAUAUAUAUAUUUACAAAACACUCACUCACUCACAGGCACUUACCAAUUAAUAACAUUACACAGAUCAUUUUACAAUUAAACGGUUAGGGCCUACAAUACCCAUGAUGUCGGGGUACUAGCUCUGCUAUAAAUACGUAGUCGUAGAUAGAUAUAACUCUGGUAUUUUAGACUAAAUCAAAAUAUAAGAGUUUCAAGAAAGUACGCAUUCGAAGAAGUGCUCCUCCAGAUUAAUAAUGUAAAUAGAUUAUGUCAUGUUUAUCGAAUGCGAAAUGCCUGCAGUUUGGAUAUUUAUAUAUUAUCGUAUCAUUUAAACGGUAAGCAGCUGCGAUACCCGUGAUGUCAGGAUAGCCCUGCUCUAAAACAUAGUCGUAGAUAGCUAGAGCUCUGGUAUUUUAGGUUUAAUCAGAAUUAAACAGUUUCAAAGAAGUUAUCCUUCAGAUAGGAUAAUGUAAAUAGAUUAUCACAGGACUUUCGUAUGCAAAAUUCCUGAUGGUUAAAUAUUUAUAAAUUAUCGUGUGUAAAUUUUAUAUGGAUUGUAAAUAUAGAUAAGCACCGGGCCAUUAUAUAAGUGCAUAGUCUAUUUAAUAAGUUUUAUCAUAACGCCUUAGUUUUACACUGAACAUAAUUUUAAUCAUAGCAUUAGUUAGUUCUGUAACAAAUUGGAAGAAAUGUGUGCACCCUCAACAAUUAUUGAAUAUUACAUCGUAACUAUUUUAAAUGAAAACUGCAUUAAUCAA
Molecule: messenger RNA, 3358 nt
Organism: Drosophila eugracilis
Lineage: Eukaryota; Metazoa; Arthropoda; Insecta; Diptera; Drosophilidae
Gene: spin
Product: protein spinster
Exons: 9
Coding region: 385-2247 (620 amino acids)
Biological process (GO): transmembrane transport
Cellular component (GO): membrane
Molecular function (GO): transmembrane transporter activity
Source: RefSeq, a predicted model, not a curated record